UCAUUCUACCACGUUGUUUGAAAUAAAUUCUGCUUCAGGGCUGGUGUAUAUUUUAGUUUACCACUCUGGUAACGGAUGUAAUGAUGAGUUUAGACAUCAAGGUAUUUAGCCUCUUAAAACGUGUAAUGUUGGUGGGCAACCAGAAUUUAAGGUUAUCUGCCUGAAAAAUCAUUACGAAGUAUGUAUGGGCAAAGUAUGUACACAAUUGCACAGCUAAGUAUGAUAAAAAUUAGCGAUAGCAGUGACAACGACUGCUUGCCUAACCUAGCUUGACCUUCGUGCAGUGAGGCCCCCCUCCCCUUCUUGAAUCUGUAAUGGGUGCCUCCAUUGUGAACAUGAUGCGUAGACGGGUACCCUACACCCCCUUUAAUAACUGAUCCAGUUUAUGACAUACACAUGCGACAGGUAGACUGUUUCCAUGGCAUACAUAGACGAGGAGCCGGUCUGUAUACAGUAUAGGCUUUGGAAACAGUCUGGCAUCCUGGUCAGAGGACAGGUAGUGAUUGAGUACUGUACCGGUCGGACUACCCCUGUUGACUGGACUCCAAAUAAUUGAGGGUGUUCCUACGCAAAUGAGUUGUCCCUACUUGUGCGUCAGGAUAUAACCUUGGAAUGCCUGUUCCAUGCACAGAUGAAAUCAAGUCAAAACACCUGCCUGUCAUAUGUUGUCAUAUCUUAGGUCGAAAGUGAUACAGGAACUCUCGUGAGAUUGCUUCGUCAAGUUGUGACUGUUUGGCUUUCUCCCUUACAUACACAGGGUUUCUAACGUCUCGAACACGAGAUGUUAUGACGUUCUAUAGCCCCAAGCUGUAUUCAUUUGAUUUCACAUGCCCUGUGAAAUUCGUCACCGGGCACAAUUGAACCAAUCCUAAUUACUUAAGAGCUAUAAUUUGGGAAACUAUCAAGCUUUCUGUACUGUUCAGUGUGCGCGAGGACAGGACAGAGGCUUAAAAUGUUUGUCGCAAGGCUAUGCUAUUUGUUGAGGAUACUUCUGCUGCUUGUGGAGGUGACCCUUUCAGAAGCCUGCAUUCAACACUCCAGAGUCACCCACAGUGAGGUAUACAACGGGAUCUGCUACACUUUCGGCAAUGUGAGGGAGAAUUUCAACACGUAUGUCAACACAGAUUGCGCUGCCGUGGGCGGAACACCAGCGCUCAUCACGAACAAUGACAUCCAAACAUUUCUGUCAGAAACCAUAUCCGGAAACGCAGCAUUAAAUACUUCCACCUUCUGGAUUGGACUAGAAUACAUGGAUAACGAGCAGAGAUGGGCAUAUACCGACCAAGCAAGGACUUCCCUUCCAGGCGGCUAUAACGAGUGGGCAAAGGGUGAGGAACCAGAAAAUGCAGCACCACCGAAAACCUGUGUGCUUCUUCUGCCUGAACGGGGCCACAGAUGGGGCAUCAGAGACUGCGGAAAACCUAAACUUGGGCUCUGUCAGAUACCUGUUCCUUCGCCAAGCCCAUCAUCGUCAGCUCUAGCACACACAGCCUCGACAACUCUCCCUCAGCCUGUUGCUACCUUCCCUCCAGGUUGUGCACCAAAUCCAGAGUUGGCAGCUAGUGCGGAAUACAACGGAAUAUGUUACAUCUUUUCUGCACGUCCAACCGACUACAGAACGUACCUGCUAACAGACUGUCCAAAGUUUGGUGCAACACCGGUCUUAGUUACCAACAACCAGAUACACCAGUUCCUGGUGUCACAACUGAAACAAUAUCCGCAGUUUGACGGCAAACACUUUUGGAUUGGUCUCAUUCAUCAUCCGGACCAUGACCAUUGGAUCUACGCCGAGGAAAGUCUGACACCGCUGCCAGACGACUUUAAUGAGUGGGCACCCGACCAAAACGUGACCCACGUGUCUGUUCCUAACAACUGUGCGACCAUGUCUGUCGCUCACAACUACAGCUGGGUCUUGGAGAACUGUCGGGCAACAACUCCACACUACAUUUGUCAGAUUGGUCCUUCGACUACGAUUGCUCCAACUACUUCAAGAACGUCAACCGUGAUCACUUCAAUUGGACGGACAACUCCUUCUCGGUCUGUUUCUACCUUCCCUCCUGGUUCAACUGUACGGACAACUCCUUCUCGGUCUGCCCCUACAUUCCCUCCUGGUUGUGCGCCGUAUCCAGAGUUGGCGGCUAGCGCGGAGUACAGCGGCACAUGUUACAUCUUAUCUGCACGUCCAACCGACUACAGAACGUACCUCAAAACAGACUGUCAACAGUUCAACGCAACACCGGUCUUAGUUACCAACAACCAGAUACACCAGUUCCUGGUGUCACAACUGAAACAAUAUCCACAGUUCGACGGCAAACACUUUUGGAUUGGUCUCAUUCAUCAUCCGGACCAUAACCAUUGGGUCUACGCCGAGGAAAGUCUGACACCGCUGCCAGACGACUUUAAUGAGUGGGCACCCGACCAAAACGUGACCCACGUGUCUGUUCCUAACAACUGUGCGACCAUGUCUGCCGCUCACAACUACAGCUGGGUCUUGGAGAACUGUCGGGCAACAACUCCACACUACAUUUGUCAGAUUGGUCCUUCGACUACGAUUGCUCCAACAACUACAAGAACGUCAACCGUGAUCAGUGCUUCAACUACGAUUGCUCCAACUACUACAAGAACUCCAACCGUGAUCAGUUCUACUGUACGGACAACUCCUUCUCGUCCUGUCCCUACCUUCCCUCCUGGUUGUGCGCCGUAUCCAGAGUUGGCGGCUAGUGCGGAGUACAGCGGCACAUGUUACAUCUUUUCUGCACGUCCAACCGACUACAGAGCGUACCUCAAAACAGACUGUCAACAGUUCAAUGCAACACCGGUCUUAGUUACCAACAACCAGAUACACCAGUUCCUGGUGUCACAGCUGAUACAAUAUCCACAGUUCGACGGCAAACACUUUUGGAUUGGUCUCCUUCAUCAUCCGGACCAUAACCAUUGGGUCUACGCCGAAGAAAGUCUGACACCGCUGCCAGACUACUUUAAUGAGUGGGCACCCGACCAAAACGUGACCCACGUGUCUGUUCCUAACAACUGUGCGACCAUGUCUGCUGCUCACAACUACAGCUGGGUCUUGGAGGACUGUCGGGCAACAACUCCACACUACAUUUGUCAGAUUGGUCCCACGACUACCACUGCUCACAUUACCACCAGAGUGACUACUUCUACGGUAGCCGUGACUUCCAGCUUCAUUAACACCACUUCAAGGAAAAUACCACCAUCUCCAAGUUCCACCCCUACACCCUUGGCAACAACAACGGCUGUAGCUACUUCCAAGAUAGUAACAUCAUCUGCAAGCCCUUCCCCAACACCAUUGAUGGGAACCAACGUUUCAAGUCCCACUCAAACACCACCUGAACUUUCUACGUCAUUGCCAACAACACGACCAAGAUCUACAACCAAGAUCGUAACACAAUCUCCCAGCCCUUCCCCAACACCAUUGGUGACAACAACAUCUAAACCUUCUACGCCAUUGCCAACAACAAGACCAAAAUCUACAACCAAGGCCAUAACACCAUCUCCUAGCCCCUCCCCAACACCUUUGGUGACAACAACAUCUAAACCUUCUACGCCAUUGCCAACAACAAGACCAAAAUCUACAACCAAGGCCAUAACACCAUCUCCUAGCCCUUCCAUAACACCAUUGGUGACAACAACAUCUAAAUCUUCUACGCCAUUGCCAACAACAAGACCAAAAUCUACAACCAAGACUGUAACACCAUCUCCUAGCCCCUCCCCAACACCAUUGGUGACAACAACAUCUAAACCUUCUACACCAUUGCCAACAACAAGACCAAAAUCUACAACCAAGACCAUAACACCAUCUCCUAGCCCCUCCCCAACACCGUUGGUGACAACAACAUCUAAACCUUCUACGCCAUUGCCAACAACAAGACCAAAAUCUGCAACCAAUGCCAUAACACCAUCUCCUAGCCCUUCCAUAACACAAUUGGCGACAACAACAUUUAAACCUUCUACGCCAUUGGCAACAACAAGACCAAAAUCUACAACCAAGACUGUAACACCAUCUCCUAGCCCUUCCCCAACACCAUUGGUGACAACAACAUCUAAACCUUCUACGCCAUUGCCAACAACGAAACCAAAAUCUACAACCAAGACUGUAACACAAUCUCCCAGCCCUUCCCCAACACCAUUGGUGACAACAACAUUUAAACCUUCUACGCCAUUGCCAACAACAAGACCAAAAUCUACAACCAAGACUGUAACACCAUCUCCCAGGCCUUCUCCAACACCAUUGGUGACAACAACAUCUAAACCUUCUACGCCAUUGCCAACGACAAGACCAACAUCUACAACCAAGGCCAUAACAACAUCUCCUAGCCCCUCCACAGCACCAUUGGUGACAACAAGUGUGAUGGCGACUGUUGCAGCAACAGCCUUUCAUAUUUGUUCGGAAGUAUGUCAUCGAUAUGCAUCCUGUGAAAUCGCGAUUUCUCCUUCUGGAAAUUGUGUCUGCGAUCCAGGGUACCUUGGUAAUGGGACGAGCUGUAGACCAGAUCCAGGCUCGAAAGAGCUCCAUUUCGAACAGCUGCUCCCAGGAAGACAGUUCACAAACGCCCUUCGGAACAGAACGUCACCAGAGUUUAGGAGACUCGCAUUUCUGCUGAAAAAACAGAUAUCGACCUAUCUUGAGAAUAGCACCUUCAGAGACGAUUUCGUCGGUAUAACUGUCCUGGAGUUCCGCAAUGGUAGCGUCCUAGCUGAUUUUGUAGUACACAUCAACAGAACUUCCAACGUCAACGAGAGCCACAUUAAAGACGCAUUCACACAGGGAAUUCGAAACAACCCAGGCAGCAACGUGCUCAGCUUUGAUCCAGCAGACCUAUGCUACAAGUCUGGCGGCGAAACUUCGUACUGCUCAUCUGUUAAGCAAGUAAAUCCGACGGAGGCUGUCCCAGCUACAACGGAUCAAAUGCUCAGUGGAGCUGUAAUUGCUGGCAUUGCUCUCGCGGCCCUGGCAGUGGUUCUGGUUAUUGCUGCCAUCUUUACAGUUUGGACAAGACAGAACAGGAGAAAAAAGAAGUACGACUCUAGACUUGAGGCCAAGAACCCUUGGUGGGAAAACUCUCGUCCAACGGUUGAAGCGAGAAGCUUAUCACGGCGUAGCGGGACGUCCAUGAUUGUAAAUGAUUAUGGUUUCAAAUAUUACUGACAUUGAAUUUGCUGUUACAAUGUUAUAUGUCACAAAAUGUAUAUUCUUCAUCUAUAUCUAUAUCUAUAUAUAUAUAUAUAUAUAUAUAUAUAUAUAUAUAUAUAUAUAUAUAUAAAUCUGCACGAUCAGUUUUACCAGCUUCGCAUGCGCUAGGCACGCGACAGUAGCCUCACAAGGCUUGAGCUUUUCACAACUGGCUGUAAGCAUUCUUUAAAGAGGGUGUCACUAUUGUACAUGUGUUGUAUAUGGUGGCAACGAGUUUCACCCUACAAUAUUUCUACAAAAUACGUACUUCAGUGAGGUCUCGAUGCUCAACCCUUUUUGUUAUGAUUUCAUGAUUACCCACAUGACUAUCAACCUAGUGACAAAUUUUACACAGAACGAAAGUGUCAAACAACGAUUUAUACAUCAUUGUCACUAUAUGUCAUAUCUAUAUUUAUGCAUCCUUCUACGAUUAUGAUAAUGAUUUCAGUCAAGAUAUGUGCAUGCCAAUGUAUAUCCACAAGAUAUCUAUUUGUUGUCUUAUCAUCUAAAUACAUGCACAGGUACAUGAGUGUACAAGUUGUGGCAUCUAAGACCAUAAAACAAAACGUUUUAUCUGUUCUAGUUCAGAUGUUAAUUACUUAAUGCUAAUCUAUGCAAUACACGGCCUGUCUAUACAAUGCACGAACAUACUGGCAUACAUAUGUAAGGCAUCAUCUGUAGCAUGAUUAGGAUGCUUAGAAGUAGAUUUGAAACAUAACUUGGAUUUGUAGGCAACUUUCCAUCUUUGCACUUAAAUGUAUCUUAUAUAUAUGUACCUUGUUGCAUACUCAAUGUAAGCAUUGAUGUAAGAGAUAGCAUAUCGUUUUUUUUUGGGGGGGGGGAGCAUUAGUGCUUGUCAUGUAUACUUGAUAAUAAAAAUUCAUGAUUAAUACACAUGUGCAUGCUAUUCCAUACCUUAAAACAUUCUUGUUGUGUAUGCGUUCAACAAAGUUUAUUAUGUUAUUGUAAAAUAUAUCGACCGACUUAAAUAUACGAUUACUACAUAACGUUAACAGUUUCAUUAAAAUCUAUAUCAAUAAAUUUCAUGUAGAAUAACAUAUGUCAAGUAUGCUACUGCCACAUUUUAGUUUCGAUAAAUUCUACUUAGUAGAUGCCGACUUCCAUUUGCAAAUUUAAAAAUAAAUUUUGUAACGUUAAGUAACGCCAAACGCAAUCUCCUGUUCAGUUGUUGUAUAAAAUGCCACGUACAUGCUUACCACUACUUUUUGCCUG
Branchiostoma floridae (Florida lancelet) is the source of this 6427-nucleotide messenger RNA. Its product is annotated as mucin-2-like. The transcript has 23 exons. NCBI's taxonomy places the organism in Eukaryota, Metazoa, Chordata, Leptocardii, Amphioxiformes, Branchiostomatidae. The coding region runs from base 953 to 5170 and encodes 1405 amino acids. The record is from RefSeq and is a predicted model, not a curated record.